Messenger RNA from Hyalella azteca, 1492 nucleotides. Its product is annotated as 4-galactosyl-N-acetylglucosaminide 3-alpha-L-fucosyltransferase FUT6-like. Gene Ontology annotation, molecular function: alpha-(1->3)-fucosyltransferase activity. The record is from RefSeq and is a predicted model, not a curated record. NCBI's taxonomy places the organism in Eukaryota, Metazoa, Arthropoda, Malacostraca, Amphipoda, Hyalellidae. The coding region runs from base 439 to 765 and encodes 108 amino acids. Gene Ontology annotation, cellular component: membrane. The transcript has 3 exons.
GCUUGUCAAAGAUGAAGACUUCAAGGAUACACUAAACGCUUUGGAAUUAGCUGCUUAAUUGGAACUCCUUCAUCCUUGUAGUAAAUAACUUCCUAGGAAACUACAAGGCAGAAAAUUAUGUUGCACUGGUUGAUGAUAUGAUUGAAGCCUACCACAAGAUGGGUUGCUGCAUGUCUUUGAAGAUGCAUUUUCUUUUUUCCCACUUGGAUUUUUCCCUGAAAACCUUGGGGAUAUAAGUGAUGAGCAUAGUGAGCGUUUUCACCAAGAUAUUGCGCUUUUUAAAGUCGGGAUCAAGGUCGCUUGAAUCCAAAUUGGAUGGGAGACUAUUGUUGGUUGCUACAAAGGGAGGAAGAAUCUACUCACCGUCGCAAAUCAAGAGGGAAAAAGCAUUUCUAAAAUAAAUAUCUUAGCAAUUAGGUGUGGUGGAACGCGCUGCACAUGGGGGCCGUGCCUGUGGUGAUGGGGUCGCCUAAACUAAAUUACGAGACGUUCUUGCCCCCAGGAUCUUUCAUCCACGUGGAUGACUUCAACAUCCCCGCGGACCUGGCAAGAUACCUUAAGUACCUCCUCGACCAUCCCGCUAAGUACCAGCAGUACCACGACUGGAGGAGGCGGUACCGCGUACUAAAUGAGCACGGGUACAUGGGGGCACCCACACGCCACAUUUGCAGGCUGUGCGAGGCGCUGAACUACAACAACAAGCAGGAUCAGCGGGCUGACUUGGAGCAUUUCUAUGAUAGCGAACGGCAGUGUCAUAAUCCUUAACAAUAAUUAUCGGUGGGGCACCGAUGAUUUAUUGAUGGAUCACCGAUGAUUUUUUGAUGGAUCACCGAUGAUUUAUUGAAGGAUCACCAACGAUUAUUUAUCGUGAGAUGUCACAUAAUGCGGCAUCGAUGGCGUGCCCGGCCAAUGUUCUACCUAAGGCUUAUCGAUUGUCAUCUUGCCUGAAAACCCCUCUUUCCCCAAAAUCUAAAUUACUGCAUCAUCGCGCAUUGAUGAGCCAACGAUAACAACCUUUCAAAUAAAUUCCACGAUAAAUUUUCCCUUUGUAUGAAGCAAUCAUUCUGGCCGACUUCACUUUCAAACGAUCAUGCGUUCUUCGGAUUACGUCGAUAGUUCCAGCAUUACUUAAAAAAAACAUUAUCAGGAAUAUAACAGGGAUAAAAUUUCCCACUGCAAUACGCUUAGAACUCCAAAAAUUACCUUGUAUAAAAAACGCUGCGGUACCGAACCAGGGUCUCCAGCACGCGAAGGGAAACUUCUACCGUUUGAUGGUCAGUUCUAGACAAGUGAUAUCAGUAAGUAUUAUGUAAAAAAUUAUACAUAAGUGUUCCACAGCUGGGACGAUGAGAAGGGCGUUCAAUUAAGCAUCACUUUGUUUUGUUGAUCCAUAUCAGCCAAGUUUUUAACACCUACGUGAAAAUGCAUGAUGAAUGUGGAAGUUUCUUAAUAUAAAACUCAUGCGCACCACAUACUCAUGCACGUCGUGAAC